Molecule: messenger RNA, 1624 nt
Organism: Phragmites australis (common reed)
Lineage: Eukaryota; Viridiplantae; Streptophyta; Magnoliopsida; Poales; Poaceae
Exons: 1
Coding region: 127-1446 (439 amino acids)
Source: RefSeq, a predicted model, not a curated record
UCGUCUCCACCGUGUUAGGAGAUAGGUAGGAAAUUUCCUCUACCUUUCUCGUUACUUUCUAAAUUGCCUACUGCUAUGUGUAGCUAGCUAUCUGGUCCAUUAACUCGUCACCCAAUAAUAGCGGAAAUGGUGGGAGUGGUGGCUUCGGCCGUUGCUCAGGAGGGAGUGAGCGGAGUGUCAUCCUACAUCUCAAACAAGUUGGAGGAGAAGGCGUCCGCAGGGCACAGCAUCGAGAGGCUCGAGAUGGCACUCUCUCAGUUGGAGUUUGCUCUUGAGAGGACCGGGAAGCUGCCAAUCACAUACAUCUCGCUGCUUCGUCGCCGGAAGGUGAUCGAGCGAGCCUACAACGAGGGCACAAGCUUGCUCAACAAGCACAAGCACGGUAUCGAACAAGAGGUAACACUAUCCUCCUUCCCCUUCCUUGAACGGAUCCUUGGGCGUGCAAGAAAUUCUUCCAUGUCAUCUCUUCUUGGCUUGAGCAAGGAGGAGUACUUGAGUUCGUCUGUUGUCCGAAGGUUCGAAUGGCUCGCAGAAUGUGCUGACAAGUUUGUGAGAGACGUGGAGGCUGGCUGUCCACUCCGGCAUGGCAUCUUUCGCUACCCUCUUGAAAGGCAUCUUCUUGAAGGGAAAACUCUCACGUAUGGAAUGGUGAGAGGAAGCCAAUCACGCUAUAUUUACAUAUGGCCCGUAUGUUCGGAAGGGCGUGGCGUAGAGGUAGAGCUAUAUUACUUCUACAAGGAUCGCAAGAUGCCAGCAAAAUAUUUCUUUCUAAUACUGAGGCUUCGAAUCUCUCAAGGUACAAACUUAGUCGAGACUGCUAUUAGGUGCUUGCAGUUACUGGCAUCCCAAUUCAAUUUUGUGACUGAAUCCGCGAUAGGAGAAAUCACUCUGCUAUCUAGUUUACAAGACAUUUCCCAUUCCUAUGCUCCUCCGUGGGGUCUGAGUGAAGAAACAUUUGUCAGAGUUACAAAAAGUUGGCGCCCAGAUCCAGUAUGUUGCGCUAACAACGUUGUCUCGUCAGAGCCAUCACACGGAGUUCUAGAGCCAGUUAUUGUAAUCAAUUUCAAUUGCUGGAUUUCAGCGCGGGAGUACAUGUUGCAUAGCUCAACCGAUGAAGUAGUGGGCAUAAACGCACCACUUCUGUUUCUGACAUUUUUCUUCUCGCCUCAUAUCUCGGAUCCAGGCCCGCAGGGUAUUAGCCUUAUAUUUGAAGACAAAGUAGAGCAUAUAAAUGGUAGUAGCAUACAACUUAUGGGGGAGAUGGCAAGAUCAAAGGCAAUCGACUGCUUGCUCCGCCAGCCAGGGCCAGAGGAGUAUGCUGUGAUUUGGUACUCUUCACAUGGUAUGGCAUCAAUUUAUUUGGACAAACCAAGCGCCAAAACGCCACCCCUGGAACCUCCAAGACUCGGGCGGAGAGCUGCGAAGAGAAGGCGUACAAGUGUUUAGGUAGCUCAUUGAUGCUUAGCCUGAACCAGAUGUUUCCUUUGCUUCUUUGUUGAGGUCCCAACUCACGAAAUGUGCUCGCUCUAGGUGUGGUGUAAAUGUAAUGGCCCCUAGCUGCUGGAGGUGAACUAGUGUGGUGUCCGGUGUCUGGAUCAAUGUAAUAAGAUGGUAUUUAUGUAUC